Molecule: messenger RNA, 3833 nt
Organism: Trichoplusia ni (cabbage looper)
Lineage: Eukaryota; Metazoa; Arthropoda; Insecta; Lepidoptera; Noctuidae
Product: gastrulation defective protein 1 homolog
Exons: 5
Coding region: 1203-3242 (679 amino acids)
Biological process (GO): regulation of DNA double-strand break processing
Cellular component (GO): nucleus; site of double-strand break
Molecular function (GO): protein binding
Source: RefSeq, a predicted model, not a curated record
AACGUUUGCAACAUACGGCUAAUAAUUAAAACAGAUGAACAAAGGCAAGGGAUUUGUUUACAAAUAUUGAACUUUAUCUAGAGGUGACAGGUCGACGGGUCGACAGAUAUAGCGUCGUAAUAUAAUCUGUGUACGUAAAAACAUUCAUGUUAUAAAGUCGCGCCUUGAUCAAAUUAGGUUUUAAAAUAUUUUAGCGGUCAUCGAACUAUGUAAUACAUUCUUUUAAAGUCAGACACGAAUCUAAUCGAUGAUUAAUGAAAAUAAUAUACUUUUGUUAUUUGAUUGAUGCUCCGAAAAUAACGUAAAUUGUUCUUGCGACAGACGUGACGUCACUGGACACUUUUGUUUGCCUAUAUUGUCGUAUUUUCAGUAGUUCUCCUACGGAGACUAUCAAACCGUUUGAGUCACGUGAGUUUUUUGGAUUUCAGUUUUGUUAUUUAUCAUGUUUUAUAAUCGGUACAAAAUAAUUUAUUCAAAUUAAACUUAUAACAAAUGCUUAUUGACGAUCAGUUACAUUGGGCAGCGCCCCGAUUGUCCGACGCUACACCACUCCCUAAAUGCUCUUGGUGUAAAGUGUUGGUUUAUAUCAAUAGAAGUCAGUACUCCAUACUCAAUUAUUUAUUGCAUUCAAUAUGUUAAGUACAAGAGUGGUAAAAAGUCUUUAAACGUCGUUAAACUCCGUCUUCUCAAUUUGUAAUCAAGUUCGUCAAUCAAUCAACGCAGAGUUUUUGCAUUGAUUGUCUACUAUCGCAGUUCAUUCUUAACAGAUCAUUUUUAUAUAAAUAAUCGCAGACUACAAAACUCAAUAAUCUUAAGAAACAGUUAUGUAUAGUUUUGCGUGUUUCAGCUGAGUAUCAAAAUUGGCAACGCGAGCACAGCCUCAAUACAUUUCGGCGUGAUAUCAAAUUAUCGCUGAAUCAGAACUAUUAUGCACAUGCGAUGCUAGCGGUGAUGCAACAACUUAACGUGUACCGACACUUUACUUGAAGAACUUAAACUGUAGUUUUGUGUUAUUGAUUUCUCUGCAUACAAAAAAAGGAAAUUUGAUUUUAUAGACUUUUUUGAUAGACUGACUUCCGAAACUGGUUUCGGUCCUAACGAGCGUAUAUAUUUUGGGGUUUUAUCGGUUCCAGAACUCGAUGACAAUUCGAUUAUAAUAGAACUCGAUUCUUUAAGGAGCAAGCCUACUAGACAACUACCCUAUGAGUCACCGGGAAGGGAAUCCAGGAUAUCCACGUGACAACAAACAGUGGAAUUGGACAAAACGCAUUUCCAAAUUUCAAAUUAUGGAAAACUUUGCAGGCGACGGCAGUAAUAGCAGUGAAGCCUCGUCAUCCGGCUUUGGGACUUUUGGACGAACUCCUAUCCAAGAACACAAGGAAAUUGAAGAAAUAGCCGAAGAUUUGGAGAACCAGCACGUCCAACAAGUCAUGGGUAUCAAGAAUUUCGGUAAAAAGGCGAAAAACUUUGACCUUGACCAAUUAGUCGAACAGGCAAAGAUAAAUGCGCAGGAAGCCAAUAAAAAAAGGUUAGAGGCUGAAGCGGCCUCCUUGAAAGAAGCAGAGAAUAAAGAAGCUGAAAGUGAUGACGACCUUAUAGGCCCACCAUUGCCUCCUGGGCUGUCACAAGAUGAUGAGGAUGAAAUUGGACCUCCAAUCCCUCCAGAAAUCUUAAAUAAAAUAAGUGGAAAAGACAGUAAAACUAAAAAGGGGGACAAUAAGGAUGGUGAUGAUAGUUAUGAUGACUUGAGUGGAUCUGAUGAUGAGGAGCUUCCAUUAGAAAAGAGAAUACCAAAUAGUCAUGAGGUGGAAAUGCUCCAUGGCACUAAAGCUGUAGUGGCUCUGGCAGUUGACCCAUCCGGUGCUCGGCUUGCAACAGGAUCCAUUGAUUAUGAUGUAUCCUUCUGGGACUUUGCAGGUAUGGACUCGUCAAUGCGAUCCUUCCGUACUCUCCAGCCGUGUGAGAACCACCCUAUCAAGGCCCUCCAGUACUCCACCACAGGAGACUCUAUCCUGGUGGUCAGCGGAGCCGCCCAAGCUAAGGUGCUCGACAGAGAUGGGUUUGAAGUACUCGAGUGUGUGAAAGGAGACCAAUACAUCAAUGACAUGGCAAAAACAAAAGGUCACACAGCAGCUCUGAACAGUGGCUGCUGGCAUCCUCACAUCAGAGACGAGUUCAUGACUUGCUCCCAAGAUGGAACCCUCCGCCUCUGGCUCACGGAGAACCCUAAACAACACAAGGCCGUCAUCAAGCCGCGCCAGCAAGGAGGCCUCAAGACCAACCCCACAGCCUGCACCUUCUCUAGGGAUGGCAACACUGUCGCCUGCGGGUGUUACGACGGCUCCAUACAAAUGUGGGACCACAGGAAAAACUUCGUCAACACUACAGCUUGCUUGAGAGAUGGACAUCAGAGACAGUCGGAAAUCUCCAGCAUAUCGUACUCUUACCUCGGGUCCUACCUAGCAAGUAGAGGAAACGAUGACACCCUCAAAUUAUGGGACUUACGAAACUUCAAGAAACCUCUAAAUGUCUUUGGAAACCUAUUUUCGAGGUAUGAACAAACUGACUGCGCGUUCAGUCCAGACGACACUUUAGUAUUCACUGGCGAGUCGUUACAAAGAGGCCAAGACACCGGUAGGUUGAUAUUCUAUAACACAAAAACAUUCGAACAAGUUAGCCAUAUAGAUGUGACCAAAUCUCAUGUUAUAAAGGGCAUUUGGCACGCGAAGUUAAACCAAAUCUUCGUUGGAUGCGGAAAUGGGGUCGUCAAGUGCUAUUUCGACCAGAAAAAGAGUCUGAGAGGCGCGAAGCUGUGUAUAGUCAAAACUCACAGGAAGAAGCACUCAGUAGAAGUGGUCAGCGCACAGCAGAUCAUAACUCCUCACGCUUUACCACUAUUCAGGCAAGAGAAGUUAAGAACGAGCAAGAAGAAGAUGGAGAAAGAUAGACUGGAUCCAGUCAAGUCUCAUAGACCUGACCUUCCGAUUACAUCUGGACAGGGUGGAAGGGUAGCAGCUUCUGGAAGCACACUAAGCUCCUUCGUUAUUAGGAACCUUGGUUUAAGUAAGAGAGUAGAUGAUGAACAGGAUCCAAGGGAGGCUAUCCUGAAGUAUGCAAAGGAAGCAGAAGAGAAUCCGUUCUGGGUCGCUCCUGCGUACAAGAAGACACAGCCGCAGCCUAUUUUCCAGAAUGGGGCAGAGGAAGAAGGGCCUUCUGAUCCUAAGAAGCCAAAGACAUCAUAGAGAAGUACAGAAACUAUACUUACCACUCUUUAUUCCCCAGCCAGUGAUACCAGAACUGCAACUAUGUUAAUGAUGUUUUAAUACAAAUGUCAAUGCAAAUUGAACCUUAAGAUCACAAGUUUAAAUUCUGAAUGGUACCCUAUAACCAGGCGAACCAUAUAGCUUUUUCACGAUUAACGUGAACUACCCACCGUAUUCAACUCCGUGUUUAAAAAUCCGAACUGUUUUUUAAUAUAAUCCCUCCAAAUUGCUAAUUGAGACAAACAAUAUCGUAUGAAGCGAAACUGGUGUCAUCUUGACAUAAAGAGCAAUUUUCUGAAAUUUUCGGUGAGCGCGGUAUUAUUUUCCCUCAAUGACAACAGCUACACUGUCUGUUCAAACUGACGAUUCAAAUGGUACUAUUCAAAAGACAGUAAUUAUUCAAAUAUGUAGAUAAAAUGAGUGGUGCCAAGAAACAAGUUGAAAGUACAAUAAAGUACUUUACUAAAGGUUUUCUAAUUCUCUGACAAAACCGGUAGAAAAUCGAUAAAAUAAGAAAUAAUAUUUAAAUAUCUAUCAUAGAUUUUUGUAAAUAAAUGAAAAAUAAGUGUA